UGGUAAGGCAACAACAUGGACCACGUCCUCCAUUUCUACACCCGCUACACCGAUUCUAUCACGAAUCUAGAUAUCUUAACGCCGACAACACCGACCCAGAUGAUACUUUAGUAUUGAAGACCAUGAUAUCGACGUUGUGCACACCCGGCCCACGCGGGCCGGCCUCGUCAACCCCUCUCUGGUAAUUGCUACUACCGAGGCCCGAGCGAGGCUAAGUAGUCACGCCAGUUUGUGCUGACCUGGAGCGCCUGGAUUUUAAGUGAACCGUUAUUAUGGUACGGCUGAUCAUUGAGUUAUGUUUCUCGCCCGUCUCGUUUAGAACUGCAUGGUCCCACAUUGACGAGACGCCUGAAUGAUGAUACGGAAGACGUACCGUCUUGCUAUGAUUGUAUCUCUAUGAUUUAAACCACUGACCCCAGGACUCUGAUCGUAAGUCAAUAGUUGCAGUACUUCCUUCAAAUAAGCAACAGACUUGUCCAUAAUGACUACGACGGUGACUCAAACGCUGCCGACCACAAUCACGGUCACGGGAGAGAGCGCGAAAGAGACUCUCCACAAAACCCUAUCAUUUGACUUGUCAAGAUAUCAAAAACUUUCCCCCGAACAAGUUGGCCAUCUGCGCCAUUAUCACAAUCUCGCCUUCCAGCCAGAUGGAGAAUGGAGAUUCAUGGGAUCGGCCGACCCAGGCCAGGAGUUUCUCGAUGCCUACCGCUACCAGCUAGCCACCAUGGUAUAUGCAGCAUCCCUGACACAUUAUCAUCGUCUGCCUGCCCUACGCACCAUCUUCAAGCCUCUCAUCCGUCAAUUGAUCCAGAAAAUGCUCCGUCGUGAUGUCUGGGGUUACUGGUUCCUCACCUCCCACGGCAACGUCGUCACCGAUCCCUCGCUCAAAGAACUCCGCAAGCCAUGGGCCGAUCCUGUGGUCAAGGAAAAUAUCAUGUACAGUGGACAUCUUCUACUCAUGCUCAGUCUCUAUGCUAUGCUGUUCGAUGAGGACGAGUUUGAAAAGGAAGACUCGAUUGUCUUCAAAUGGGACCCAGUCUUUUUUGGAUUCGGCCCUGAAAACUUCACAUACAGCACACAAACCCUGCAGAAGGUCAUUCUCGAUGAGAUGGAAAGCAACAACUGGGUUGGCGUCUGCUGUGAGCCGAACGUUGUCUUUAUUAUCUGCAAUCAGUUUCCCCUCAUCGCCAUUCGCUACAACGACAUCCGUCACGGGACGAACGUCGCAGGAGAAAUCAUGCCCAAGUAUGUGGCCGCAUGGGAGAAGAAGAACGGCUUCUCGCAACAGGACGGCCGGUUCGUGGAUUGGUGGAUGGUGAGGCAGGAUCAUGUUGUUGAAACCACCGAAGUAGCAUGGACAGCCUGGACUGGGGCAUUCAUGCAUAGCUGGAACCCGAAACUUGUGGAGGCACUGUAUGAGAAACAGACCACUGGAUUCUUGACCAGGACAGCGUCCGGCCACAUCAAUCUACAACCACCCAUCGUGGCCAAACACUAUCGGGCCAUACUGGCAGAAAAGCAGAUUCAAGACAAACCUUCACCAGAAGACGAGCCGGAGAUUCUGUCGCAGGCAGUCAAGUUGACCAAAGCGGAACUUGCUGCCCGCAACAAGAAGGGCUUCCCCUACAAUAAACCGUCCUUUGGCUAUGUGGUGCAGUGGUUGUCGGAGCUGGGCAAGACCGUCGAGCUCAAUGAGCUUCUCUCAUACGCCGAUCAUAAUCUACAUCCGGAGUGGGAAAACGGUGGCUUGUACUAUCGCCGUAAUGACCAUCCGUAUGACCUCAACGAGGACGACUCAAUCAGGUGGACCUUCAUGAGCCCAUACACAGGCAACGCUGCCAUUGGCUACGGCCGUCUCAACGUCAAAGAUGGCCAGAAGAUUAUGUAUGAACAUCCUUGGUCUAGUGAGCAGCUGAAGAGCACCCCUUGGAUCGACAACCUCGACUUUGUAAACCCUGGAACUGGGGUCAGCGUGCUUCGUGGACAGUGGGAUUCUGAGCUGAAUGCCCUCGUCUUGACCGUCAAGGGUUGGGACUACUCUGGAAAGGGCUGUGACGAUAGUGUCACUAUCAACCCAAUCGCCCGAAACCUGGACUCGGGGCACUGGGGUCUGUACGUUGAUGGUGAAUUGGUCUCCACAAAGGACCUGCAAUCUGGCGAUGGCUUCGAAGUCACUCUCAAGGUCAAGAGGGGAGAGGAGAGGGAUGUAGUAUUUUUGAAAGCUUAAUUGCAAUGCUUGUAUUGUGGGCAUAAUCAAUGAUAUCUGCC
Messenger RNA from Exophiala mesophila, 2271 nucleotides. RefSeq lists its product as uncharacterized. Bases 482 to 2230 code for a protein of 582 amino acids. NCBI's taxonomy places the organism in Eukaryota, Fungi, Ascomycota, Eurotiomycetes, Chaetothyriales, Herpotrichiellaceae. The record is from RefSeq and is a predicted model, not a curated record. The transcript has 3 exons.